This is a messenger RNA of Ixodes scapularis (black-legged tick), 1584 nucleotides long. RefSeq lists its product as uncharacterized. NCBI's taxonomy places the organism in Eukaryota, Metazoa, Arthropoda, Arachnida, Ixodida, Ixodidae. The record is from RefSeq and is a predicted model, not a curated record. The transcript has 9 exons. Bases 1 to 1584 code for a protein of 527 amino acids.
AUGAAGGCGACCCUAGUCAUUGUCGGGGUAGGGUUUGUCCUACUCAUCCUCAUCAUGAUAGCGCUGUUUGUGUUGAAAGGCGGCAGUUCAGAGAGACAGAAAUCCGGAGGUGGGAGCACCAAAGACGACGAUAAGCCUCAAGGAUACCUGCCGCCUUCGGAGAAGGGCGCUCCGUCCGGCAAUGCUAGCACCGAAGCCAGCACGACAAGUUCAAGGCAGAGACGGUCUACCCUAACGACCGUGAGGAAAACGACGACAGAGCCAGUGAUGACAAGCGAACAAACCGCCAAAGUACCGACAACUGAACCACUCCCCCAAAAACCGGGAACAACAAAAGAACCGAUCGAGACAGUAGAGCCAGCGACGACAAGGGAACCAACGACCACUACCACGACGACUACCACAACGCCAAAACUGACCUGGAAGACCGGAAAACACAGGCCACCGGGUAUAACACCUAGAGCCAGAAAGCCGGGCAAGCUGUUCUGCACUCUGGGUCCAGCCCACACGAUACAAGCCUUCCCGCGCGAUGGCCUGUGUGAUUAUCUAUUCUACGACUCGCUCCGAGCCAAAAAUAAGAGUCUGGAAAGCAACGCCGAUGCCCUGAAGGUGUUUUCGAAAGGCUCUCAGGGUCUGAAGAAGACAGAGACAGGAGUGUCGCUGACUUGGAGGGACGCCGAUGAAGCUCUGGCCGCUCUGAAGGAGAAAGAGGGCCAGGACACAGUGAGGGAAUGGAUUGCCAUGAAGAUACUCCACUACGGCAUAUUGGACAUUGCAGCUGAUGCCAGAUUCACGAGCGACGACGUGAACAAAUUAUUCGAGCUUCUUAGGGAGGUGCAUGACGCCCGACGACAUGCUAGCGGGAAACACCAAAUACCCCGUAUCGUCCUGGGUAUGGCGUUCAUCGUGCCGAACCUUGAAGCAUAUGACCAGCUUGAAAACCAUAUAAAAUCUUUUCCGAUCGACAUCUUCGUGGCCAGAACGCACAUCUCAGCUCCGGAUGACCGCUUCCCCGACUGCUCCAUUACAGGUCCAACGGUCUGGGAGAAACCUCCCACUUACCAAGCGGGAAUCUACGAGACUCUCCUCUUCAUCAAGAAGUUUGAGGCCCUAUUUCGGAAGCCCAAGCUGUAUAUCUCCUUUACCAUGGCUGGCCGCUUUUACAAGGCAAAGGAAGCCUACACAGCCUCUCCACUCGGAACCUCCUGCGCAAGUCUACCCUGGGAACCACCUGUGGAUAUCAAACAGAUGUGCAAAGAGGCCAAGUUUGAAGCAUCAGGAUCCACGGACAGUAGGACGCAAGUGAUGUAUGUGAAGGAGCAAAACAAGGGUCUCAUCUACACGUACGACAGCCAGUACACCAUCACCACCAAGAUCUGCAAGAGCCGUAAACCAAUGCCCGCCGUAGACGGCUUUGCCCUGUUCGACUUGGAGCUCGACCGAGACGAAGUCAAGUGUCCGAGGAACAAAACCGGCGACUUCAGCACCUUGCAAGACAUCCGGAAAUUAGCCGAUGAGUUCCAGGCAACCCCAGCUCAUCGACUCCCAAAAACUUGUGAAGGGCUGUCUUUGGCUCUUUACUAA